AUGUUGAACGCCAGUUACAGCUACGAGAGCGGAGAGAGUAGCGCUGCGUAUGAGCACAACAGCCAACGCAGCGAAGAACCACCCCCGGCUGUGGAAUCCAUGAUGGAGUCGGCUCGACUGAGUGAUAAGCGGUUGCACGAAGUGGCUGCUGCAGCAGUUUCCAGCGUCAACUGGGGCGAACUCGACAUGGAAUUGGCGGCAGCGAGUCUCAGUGAAAAGCACGAAAGCGUCUGGAAGCGAAAGAAAUCUCCGCGAGGCUAUGCGAACAGCGACGCUAUGAAGCUUUUCACUCGUCUCACAGUUCGUGAUCGUCGACAUCAAACGCGUUGGGGUCCAAAGGGGUUCGCUGUUCUAGCUGAGGGAACAUUGCCCUGUACUGUACAGGAAAUGCGUCUUGUGUUUCGUGUUGCUUCCACCGACAUGUUCCGUGAUAUGAUGCGCUGUAUUUACCGUCGAGAAUUUGUCGAGGGCGAGCAGUUGCGCACGAUAAGGAUCCAGCGAAGUGCUGGCAAUCCUGCGAGAGCAUUCGAGAACAGAGAGUUGUCCGUCAAGACUGCGACUUUCGAGAGCGGGGGCCUGUUCUCCAAGAACGAGUCGUGGUGUUUCUUGGAGUUGCUGCACCCUCGAGACCGAGCAAAAGAAGAGCAGUCAACAAGAAGGACAGCUUCAUCCACUGCGAGUGCUAUCAGUGCCACGCCUCCGCCAUCUUUCACACGAACGCUCGUGUCUAUCGCACGUUCCAGCGUCGUGUUGGACAACGCCCUAGCACCACCGCCACGUUCAACACCGCAUGUACCAAAUGUCGUCAUCAAUUACUCGUUCGAGGAAGAUCCCAGCGGUCGAGCCACACGCGUGGUUUUCCACGGCGAGUACUUGCCCCCUGACGCUCUCGACGCAUUUAAACGCGCAGGCCACGAACGACGUCUAGCACGUCUCUGGUUGCUUCGUCUGGCAGCCAGUUGCCACCGAUUCCUCUUGGUUGUACGACGUCGUCGUCUUGGAAUGCAAGUCAUCAUUAACAGCACGCGUCUUCCACUCGAGACUGUCGCUAAUGUUCCUCGUUGCGCUUGUUGUCGUCGCUCGUUCUCCACAUUCUUCAAGCGUACACGGAAACGCUUGUGCUACCCCAUGGAAGCUAUCAUCCCACCGAUCCCAUCGAACGAGUAUAAGCGGCUAGAACUCAUCCGUCAGCAGCAGCUGAACGAGCUUGGUGACGUACCUGAACUUGGUAUCAUCUGCUCGUUGGCGUCGAAGGAGCUUGCGUGUGCUGUCAGCAUGAUUACUGUCGUCGACAAGGCUCAGCUUCACGUGCUGGCCUCCACUCACCCGGCAGUACCUGGUGGUAUGUCGUACCCGAGAGAGCAGGGUUUCUGCGCUCAGACCAUCCUCGACCCCCAUCCUCUCGUAUCUCGCCAUGUUCAGGCCGAUGUGCGCUUCAGUGCCUUGUCGAGUGUCCGCAAGAUGGGAAUAAACUUCUACUGCGGCUUCCCGUUAAUGGGGCCAGACGGCAAGACGGUCAUCGGCUCCGUGUGUUGUGCCGACCCGCAAGCUCGUGACCUCACGCGAUCGCAGUACGCUGCAAUGAGCAGUUUAGCCAGCACGGCUUCCCGUGUUGUUCAACGAGCUGCUGAGCGUCGAGCAGUACGUGAAGGCUCCGCUGAUGUCUAA
Molecule: messenger RNA, 1668 nt
Organism: Phytophthora infestans T30-4
Lineage: Eukaryota; Oomycota; Peronosporomycetes; Peronosporales; Peronosporaceae
Product: GAF domain-containing protein
Exons: 3
Coding region: 1-1668 (555 amino acids)
Molecular function (GO): protein binding
Source: RefSeq, a predicted model, not a curated record